AUGGUAGCUGCUGCCCAGGGCUGGGACGUCGCUGAGAAGGCGCUGCAGUUGGCAACAGCGCUUCGGGGCCCAGCUGUGGAAGUGUUGGGGCACCUGCCGCCGGCCCAACGUGCCUCUUACGGGAGCAUGGCGGAGGCCCUGCGGCGUCGUUUCGGGCACCACCUUCAGGCCGAGGUGUACCGAGCUCGCCUGAAGAAGCGGACUCGGGAGCGCGGCGAGACACUGUCGCAGCUGGCGCAGGACGUGGAAGCGCUGGUCAGAAGGUCGUAUCCUGCUGCCCCGGAAGAGAUGAUCGUGGUGCUGGCCCGCGAUUUCUUUGUUGACGCUCUGCACGACCAGCAGCUGCAGAUUUACGUUAAGCAGGCGCACCCUGGGGACCUGCAGGUGGCGCUGGCGAGGGCCUUGGAAUUCGAGGCCUUCCUGAAGACGACCAGCGGCCUAGGGGCGGCCGCCCAGCCCCGCCGUGACCUCCGGGGCCGGAAGGCGAAGGUGGAGAAGAAGGCGGCGUCGAGGAAGGCGAGCCCGGACGGUUUUCUCGGCUCGUGUUGGGGCUGUGGCAAGAAAGGGCACAUGCGCAGUCGUUGUCCGAGGGAGCGAAGGACGCGUUCCCUUGAUCGACUGAGUUCCGACGCCUUUCAGCCUUGCUGCAAGGACUGUGGCAAGUCUGGCCACCGUUCGAGCGCCUGCCCCAAGCCAAAGGAGGUAGUGCAGGCGGGAAACCCGGACAGGCUGGAGAAGGGGGCCGAAUCCCAGCCGUCAGUCCCCGGGCCCCGACUUGCGUAAGCUGCCGCCGGAUAACCAGUGCGAUGCAGGUGGAGGGCUCAGUGGACGGGAAGCCAUGCCGCCUGACAGUGGACACCGGGGCUG
Eriocheir sinensis (Chinese mitten crab) is the source of this 867-nucleotide messenger RNA. RefSeq lists its product as uncharacterized. The record is from RefSeq and is a predicted model, not a curated record. Lineage: Eukaryota; Metazoa; Arthropoda; Malacostraca; Decapoda; Varunidae. The transcript has a single exon. Gene Ontology annotation, molecular function: zinc ion binding; nucleic acid binding. The coding region runs from base 1 to 783 and encodes 260 amino acids.